Pipistrellus kuhlii (Kuhl's pipistrelle) is the source of this 1890-nucleotide messenger RNA. RefSeq names its product shieldin complex subunit 3 (gene SHLD3). The record is from RefSeq and is a predicted model, not a curated record. The transcript has 3 exons. Gene Ontology annotation, biological process: positive regulation of double-strand break repair via nonhomologous end joining; positive regulation of isotype switching; negative regulation of double-strand break repair via homologous recombination. The coding region runs from base 540 to 1295 and encodes 251 amino acids. NCBI's taxonomy places the organism in Eukaryota, Metazoa, Chordata, Mammalia, Chiroptera, Vespertilionidae.
CUGCCUUCCCCAAAGUGCGUUUUUUCUGCUCUCUUCCGGGUUGGAUUGAACCUCCUCAACCCCCGUAGGCUCUCGAUCGAGAGUGCCUGUCCAAAUGGAAGUGAAUCCCCCCAAACAGGAGCACCUGCUGGCUCUGAAAGUGCAAGACAUGAAAGAAUUUGCAAGUAUGGCUUUUGCAGUUUUGUACCUGGUUAGAAAAACUGACUUGCUGAUCCUGUAAGGUUCCAUUCUUGAGCCUGUGUACUAUAUGCUGAACUUACUCUCAGUGCUUAAUUUGGGGCAACUUGAGGACUUCUGUAUUAUAAGAAGAAAAAAUAAGGGUUUAGCCUUCUUGCUUCCCUCCAAAUUGGAAUUCAAGAGCCAUGGUCUUAAGUGCCUUAAUUAGACAGAGGAGGCUGUCACAAAACCAGUCCCUAGCCUGGGUCCUGUUACCCUCUGGUUUGGAAAGAAACAGUCUUGUAAUUUUAAAUUACAUUCUAGCUCUGAGGAGCUCAGCUAAGAAAUUUUAUUUUCAUUAAGAGUAAUUGGACUACUUCAGAAUGACCACCGAAAUAAUAUUGCAUUAUCGAGCAUAUGAGAGUGAUCCCACACAAUUGCUGAAAAUUGCAGAGAAAGCAAUUCAAGACUUUCCUACACGUCCGCUAUCAAGAUUUAUCCCUUGGUUUCCACAUGAUGGGUCCAAACUUCCCCUCAAACCUAAACGAUCACCACCUGUGAUUUCUGAAGAGGCAACUGAAGAUGUGAAACAACACUUAGCCAUCUCAGAACGGGAUGUUAAGUCACAGAGUUAUGAUUGCACAGUAGCUCUAUUGGAGUUUCAGCCUAAUUUGAAAGAAAAGAAGCACUUAAUCCGUUCACACACACUGAAUGAACAGACUACGUCUGGAAAUCGGGAUAAACAAUCAGAGAAAGGGAAACAGCACGAGAAGAGGUCUUGGAGUGUUUCACUUUCCAGCAAAAAUUGUACUGAAGAUAUUUUUCCUUUGUCUAAAAAUUUGCAAGAUAGUAUAAAGGCACUAGGUUUACACUUAUUUUAUAGAGCAAGAUGGACAGUAGAUCAAACUGUAUGUAACAACCAAACUCUGGAAGACAUAUGGGCAAAACUCAAUAGAAUUAUCAGGCACAAUGAACUUCCAUCUUGUAAUGCUACAAUUCAGAGACAUUUGGGCCAAAUAUGGGUGUUUUGUGAUAUUAUGUACUGUGAAUAUGUGGGAAAUCUCCUUAAAGGAAGAUUAGCUCUUACAGGGAAAAUAAAUUUAUUUGUGCAUAAACAUGGUAUUAUUUUUAGUAUGUAAUGAAUUCCAGUGAUUGUCAAAAAGAAGAGUAUGUACUGAAAUAGAUGAGUAAAUUUUACUAGUUUUUAAAUUUUUAUUGACAAUUUUUUUUAUUUGAAUCUUUGUUAGUAUAGCCUAUUUAUUCUUAACAUUGUGAAAAAUAAUUGUGUGGUAAUAUGUGUUCAGUUUGUGUCUCAGGAAUAAAUGUCAUGUGAAUUUGUAGACUUGUCAUUUAAGUCAAGAACUUUUUAACAGCCACUGUUUAAAUUAAUUUUGAUAAAUUAUUUAUACUAAUGUUAGAGGUAAAAUGAGCCAUUCCUUUUGUUCUGUUAAUUUUCCAAUGGUUGAGUUAUAUAUUCCUAUGAGUUACAGUGAAUAGUUUGGAUUUGGGUAAAUCCUUAAAAUCUAAUUUUAUACUAUUUUUUUCUUUACUCAUCUAAAAUGUAAUAAUUUUUUAAAAAUUAAACUAAAACCUGUUUCAUUUUCAGGGAAUGCUAUUUAAGUGGGAGACCAACCAAAUUGUGUGUGUUCCCAAAGAUAUGUAAUAGAUAACAGUUGAUGUAUUGUCUUGAAACAAAGGUUAAAUAAUAAAAUAAAGAAUUUUCCUAAAACCAUA